AUGGCGCAAGUUUUGAGGUGUGGAGCAAAAUGUUGUGUCCUAACCCAGAAGUUGGGAAAAAAGAAAAAUGUUGCCACGAGCUCGAAACAAUCCUGUCACUGCUGGAGCUGUCCAAAGAGAGAGACCCAGCACAGCUGCGUCCAGACAGAGCCGCGGACCACGAGGGAGGCGGGCGUCCAGGGACGCCACUGUUGCGACGCAGAGGUCCAAGCGUCGCCGCAAGGCGUGCCGGCUGUGGAGCCCAGGGCAUACGAUUGGCCGUCGCUUGCAACGUUCAUGCGGCAGGCCUACCCAAAGAUGAUACAGGAGCUCGAGAAAUCUUCGCGCAGCAGCGCUUUUCGUGGCUACAGACUGCUCGCCGACACUUGCGAAGGCAGUGCGUCCCGGCUCUACUGCGACAUGACUUUGCCCCGAGAGCUUCACUGCACGGGCUCUUCCUGGAAUGCCACUGGCUCCGUCAUAGCCCUUUCAUAUCCUUUUGACUUUGUGAAGUAGUGCGCCAGAAGGAAGUCUGUUAACCACAGUAU
Messenger RNA from Dermacentor silvarum, 527 nucleotides. Its product is annotated as cytoplasmic dynein 2 intermediate chain 2-like. The transcript is spliced from 5 exons. Lineage: Eukaryota; Metazoa; Arthropoda; Arachnida; Ixodida; Ixodidae. The record is from RefSeq and is a predicted model, not a curated record. The coding region runs from base 1 to 495 and encodes 164 amino acids.